This is a messenger RNA of Ceraceosorus bombacis, 529 nucleotides long. The record is from the annotation of a GenBank genome assembly. NCBI's taxonomy places the organism in Eukaryota, Fungi, Basidiomycota, Exobasidiomycetes, Ceraceosorales, Ceraceosoraceae.
AUGGAGAACCCGCACGUGAGUGUGGCAAGGCACGGCACGCUGCGUCAUUACACUUGCACAGCCAUCUGAUCAUCAGCUCACUCCUCUCUAUGCUCAUCCCGCACACAUGCAAACGCAUACACGCACGCACACGCACGCGCACACACGCAAAGGAAGAACGUCAAACGCUGCUGUUGGAACGCAUCAUCAAGAAUGUGGAUCUGCUAAACGAUGCCUUGUUAGAGCUGGAUCGCAGCGUAGCAGAGAUCAACACCCACAAUCACGAAAUCACCAUCGCUGCAGAGCUGUGGGAAGGCGUGAGUGUGCGGAUGCGGGGUGCGCAAGCAAAAGCAGAGCAGAGGGGACCAGCACAGCACGACAUUUGCCGCCUUGUGCGCCACCCCAUGCUGACCCGUGUCUCUGCCCCACUGACCGCUCAUGCUCACUACCCGAUGUGCGCGGUCAGUAUCGACGUAAUGUCGCUUUCAACCUCGCCAACAUGCAAGAGGCCCAGGGACACGCUCAAGCGUCCACUUCCAAUGCAUCCUGA